This is a messenger RNA of Haliotis rubra (blacklip abalone), 1240 nucleotides long. Its product is annotated as cdc42 homolog. The transcript has 5 exons. Gene Ontology annotation, biological process: small GTPase-mediated signal transduction. Gene Ontology annotation, molecular function: GTP binding; GTPase activity. NCBI's taxonomy places the organism in Eukaryota, Metazoa, Mollusca, Gastropoda, Lepetellida, Haliotidae. The record is from RefSeq and is a predicted model, not a curated record. Bases 144 to 743 code for a protein of 199 amino acids.
GCUUCACCGUCUAAAUAUAGCUCCUUUCAACGUUGACAGCUUGGAGAGGUGUGUUACGCCAGGAGUGUCUCCACGGACAUAUAUAUUAGCAAUGGCGGUGUUGACUGACCCCGUACAUACAUCAAGGUAACCAGUCACCGUCAAUGUCAGAGUCCGCGUCCCCCUCCGACCACGCCCUGAAAUGUGUGGUGGUUGGGGACGAAGAGGUUGGCAAGACGUGCAUGUUGCACUCGUACAGCUCCAACACGUUUGAGAAGGAUUACCAGCCCACGGUUUCUGCAAGCUACAAGGUGACAGUCAAAGUUCAAGGCGAGGCCUACAACCUGGGCCUGUUCGACACGGCUGGUAAAGAGGAAUAUGACGGGGUUCGACCCCUCAGUUACCCCAACGCUGACAUCUACCUCGUCUGUUUCUCGGUUGUCUCCCCUUCAUCCUUCUCCAGUGUCUCAGAAAAGUGGGUCCCUGAAAUCCUGGAAAACUCACCAAACACUCCAUUCCUCCUUGUUGGGACUAAGACAGAUAUCCGAGACGACUUAGCCAAUGGGGACAUACCGGAAGGUAUUAGCGAGAAGCCGAUUACAACACGUCAAGGGAGACAACUCGCAAAGAAAAUGAAAACUAAUUAUAUGGAGUGCUCUGCCCUUACACAGCGUGGCUUGAAAUGUGUAUUUGAUGAGGCUAUAUACACAGCACUGCAUCCUCCCAAAUCUCGAAAAGACUCGUGGAAAUGCACGUUAUCAUGACGUCAUGCCUAGUUUAAGAUGUCCGCCACAGCAAUAGUAAUAUAUGAAGAUCACAGUGCAGUUGAAUGUAGAAGAUGGAGGUCGAGAAUUUUGCCCAGUCCGACUGGUCACUACCGUCGGUGACCGUAACAUCGAGAAUUGUCAUUGAUUCUGUUAUGUGUUAUAUACAGUAAAACCACUAUAUCAGCCAGAACGUAUUCGGACCAUUACUGUUUGAACGACUGUUUCUAAUGGGUUCUUAUCCAUCUACUCUAUGCUCUGUAAUGCGGACAUCUCAUACACCGGACGAUUUUUACAAGGAACUGCCCGGUUUUCCGAGGUUUCGUUGUAUAGUUAUGAGCUAAAUAGUCAGAGGCUGGGACUUGGAUGGUUGGAUGAAUUGGAGAAUAGUCCUACUCGAUGCCAUCUGCAUACUACAGUGCUUCAUAUAUAUUUGUUAUUGUUGAUAUUUAAACACCUUUUUGUAUAUGAUAUUCACAUAAAUAAUGUGUAUAGUU